AUGGUAUCAUUGCUGGAGAAAGUGAAGUUUCUCUGUAUCACAGGGGUUGGCCUUUUUUCCGAUGGCUAUCUCAAUUUGACUAUUGGUUUAGUGGUGCCGAUGUUGGGCUUCCUGUAUUGGCAGGACCAGGGUAGUGAAGUCCCAACGGUGCAAAGUGACAUCAUGAAGGGUACCUUGAGUGUUGGUAUGGCCGUCGGCCAAAUUAUGUUUGGUGUACUGGGAGAUGCCCUGGGUCGUCACAAGGUCUACGGCAAAGAGUUGCUAAUCACCUUGUUCGGCACUCUUAUGGUCGUCUUGCUUCCCUGGAACAACUUUGACAAGCAGUCAAUUGUUUCAUGGAUUGCAUGCUUUCGUGUUGUAACCGGGAUAGGUAUUGGAGCAGACUAUCCCAUGUCAUCAUCUCUCACCGCUGAAAGCACGCCGCUUGGAUCCAGAGCGGUUCUGUCCCUGACUGUUUUCUCUUUCAUGGGUCUCGGCAACAUAGCUGCCAGUAUCACGUUCCUCGUACUGGUCGAAGCGUUCCAGUCCGGAAUUGAGUCCGACAUCCAGUACGUCGAAUGGGUCUGGAGGCUCUUAUUUGGCCUGGGUAUGAUUCCCGCUACCAUCACGCUAUACGCCCGAUGGACUAUGGCAGAGACAGCUCCUUAUGAAAAGUACGUAUCGAAAGAUAUGAACACCGAACAGGCAGACAAGCGAGGCCUAAAGGAGCAAUUUCGGGACUUUUUUGUCUACUUCAGCGAAUGGAAACAUGCCAAGGUUCUAUUCGCGACCUCAGCGUCUUGGUUUCUCUUUGAUAUUGCUUACUACGGCGUCAACCUCAACCAAAGCGUCAUCCUCAAAGAGAUCGGUUAUGCGGAUGGGCCCACCCCGUGGGUCACCCUUCGCAAUACUGCCAUCGGAAACAUCAUUGUCCAAGUUGCUGUACUCGCCAUUCUAUACGCCAUCUGGGCCGGCAUAACCAAUCACACAAGCGUGGGGGGGCUGAUGACCGUCUUCACGCUCUCCCAGCUCUUCCUCAACAUGGGCCCUGACUGCACAACCUGGCUCAUUCCUGUUGAAGUCUUCCCCACCAGUGUUCGCGGCACGGCGCACGGCAUCUCCGCAGCGGCGGGCAAGUUAGGCGCCAUCCUGACUGCGUUCGCAUUUGGCACUGUGACUGACCGAAUUGGUUUGCCGGGAGUGUUGGGCCUCUUUUCAGGUGUCAUGGUCCUCAAUGCUCUGGUCACCUUCUUGAUUCCGGAGACGAGGGGCAUGACUAUUGCUGAUAUUGAGAACGAGGUUCAUUUCACUGAGCAUCGGCCAAUGGAUAUAUUCAAGUGGCCAGGACUUUGGAAAAAGGAGAGAGAGGAAGGAGAUACUGAUGACAAUGUUUCACAAAAGUCCAUCAACAUUGUUCCUGGUAAGAACGUGUCUGUUUGA
Messenger RNA from Aspergillus candidus, 1419 nucleotides. RefSeq names its product major facilitator superfamily domain-containing protein. The record is from RefSeq and is a predicted model, not a curated record. Gene Ontology annotation, biological process: transmembrane transport. The transcript is spliced from 6 exons. Gene Ontology annotation, cellular component: membrane. The coding region runs from base 1 to 1419 and encodes 472 amino acids. Lineage: Eukaryota; Fungi; Ascomycota; Eurotiomycetes; Eurotiales; Aspergillaceae. Gene Ontology annotation, molecular function: transmembrane transporter activity.